AUGGAGACCAAUCCAGAGGAUAAUAACUCGGUUGUGGAAAAUUUAGAAGUUGACUUACAAACAAAACUGGAAAGGUUGCAAUCAGAAAAUUCUCACCUGCGAGAAGAAUUCAAUGUCCAGCGAGCUAAAAUGAAAGAAUUAUUUCUGCAAAAAGAAGAGGAACUGAAGAAACGAUCUAAAGAGAAUUUAGAGCUGCAGGAUGAAUUAGUUAAAUUAAAGCACGAGUUGGAUGAAUCCAAGAGCCAGCUGGUCGUGGCGAAUAUCAGAUUAGAGAAUGACAUUGACGUAGAGUCCCAUAAAGCUCAAGAAGAGAUAGCGUCACUCCAGCAGGUUAUUCAGGACACGAUGGAAGAGUCAGCGUGCACGCGAGAGCAAUUAGAAAUGGAAGUUGCCAAGCUUCGUGGUCACAUUUUAAAAAUAGAGGAGGAAAAUUCGUUCCUUAAAUUACAGAUGUCUAAAGAUUUGCCAGUAGACGGUCCUCAGAUAUCACUGUCGCAUGUCACGAAAACUCUCGCAAGAAAAGUUGUCUCCCAACUGGGAGCUGACUCGCUGUCUCUGGGCUCAGAUAAUAUUGAAGAAAAUAUGAAGAAGGUCAAAAAAUAUGCGCAAGAAGAUGCUGAGGUACUGAGGUCACUGGUUGUACCGCUGGAAGAAGAAAUAAAAGCGUUGAAAGAAAAACUUAGGUCAACGGAUGAUGAAUUGCAAAAAUUUAAGGAGUUACCUCAGCCGCUGUUGCAACCAAAGAAACUAGACGGAGACCAGGGUGAAGAUACGUGUGAUAUGUGUGUAAAUUAUGAAGCUCAAUUGGUUAAAAUUCAGACGACAGCUAAGGAACUGGAGAAACAAUUGGCUGAAACUGAUAGAAUGCUGCAGGCACAGCGAGAAGAACUGAUAAAAGAGGUGGAGUUUCGCAAAGGAAUGGAGGAAAAGUGGAAUGAGAAAAAGGAAGAGCACAAAAUCAAAGUCACUGAGCUGACUUCAGCUUCGCUGCAGGCUCAGCAAACUCUACAGGAGUUGAAGAUGCAGUUUAGGCAAAUGCAUCAGGGUGUCGGUGAAGAACUAGCUAAAUUGACUCGUGGGAGAGAAGAAGUUCAGAGGCAUUUAAUAGAAUUACAGAGAGAAAAUGAAGUACUUGUAGGUAAACAUAGUAAACAUUCCCAACAGCUGCAAAGUGAAAACAUAAAUAUGCCAAAUACUGUUGAAGAACUACAUAUGAGUUUACUGAGAGCUCACGAAGAUUUGAUUAUUGCUAGAGUAGCUCAAGAAGUUGCGCAGGAAAAAGAAGCUACUAUGCAGUAUGAGUUGAACUUGCUGCGGGAGCAAAUGAUUGCUGAAAAAGACGAAAAAAUAGAGAGAUUAGAAAAUUCACUGAGGGAAGCUUUAGCUGCGAGAAAAGAAGCUGAUACGACGAUCGUUGAAUUAAGACAACGGGUAACAAGCCUCCAGCAAGUAUUAGAGACAAGUGGGGAGGUACAGAAAGAUUUUGUUCGACUGUCCCAGUCGCUUCAGGUUCAAUUGGAAAAGAUACGGGAAUCUGGUAGUGAAGUGAGGUGGCAACACGAAGAAGAUGUUGAUGAAUGCCCGACGUGUCAUACCGUUUUUUCGCUUGGAAAGAAAAAAGUACACUGUCGACACUGCGGUCAUAUAUUUUGUCAAGCUUGUUUAUCUCAUGUUGUAAACAGCGGUCCGAAGCAAAGACCUUCCCGAGUUUGCGGUGUUUGCCACACGUUACUUGUUCCACAUACCGCGCCAUACUUUAGUCAACAACCUCCACAUACACCAGAUUAA
This is a messenger RNA of Cotesia congregata, 1788 nucleotides long. The record is from the annotation of a GenBank genome assembly. Lineage: Eukaryota; Metazoa; Arthropoda; Insecta; Hymenoptera; Braconidae.